CGGUUAGUACUGAUUCUGGUACCGACUUGACAUGUACUACUAAACGCGGCCACUGCGGACGACGCUCGCGUGCGUUUUGACGACAACAACAAGUACAACAACAGUAACUGAAAAGCGACGUUGCGGGUUAUUGUUAUUUGUUCAUUAUUCUCCACAAGCGACAACUACAAAAAAAAAAAGGAAAACAGUUUGUGAGAAGCGGCUGGGCGGAGAAUUAAAAAGAACGAAGCGAAAGAAAGCCGACUUAAAAAUAAAAAUCGAAGAGGAGAGAAGCCAAAGGAGAAGGAGAGAGCACGAGAAAGAUACCCGGACCGAAAGCGGUAGCCAGACAAGGAGCGAAGACAGACUAUCUAGUCUGCAAAUUGACUCCUGAAUCCAAAGUCACUUAAAAAGAAAAACAAAAGGAAAAUGGUCAAUCAUCACUCAAAUGGCGGUGGCAGUGCCGGAAACAGCAGUGGAAGCCUACGAGGAGGCGGUGCUCAUGGCGGUGGCGGCGGCGGAGGAGAUUACUCCGGAGAUGAUCGCAGUGGCGGCGGCGAGGAGCGUGAGAGGCUGGACGGUGAUUUGCAUGACAAGCCCACCUACCUGCUGGAGCACCUGGCCACCUUUACGGUGAACAAAGAGUCUGGGAUUGUCUACCCGGCAGACGGAAUGCGGCGACUGCUGCAGCUGGAGAAGACCACGGGCAUCUGGUCACAGAAGAUGCAGCUCUGUUUGGACUAUCAGUGGGUGCUCAUCAUGGACUAUGAAACGGGGAACAUCAUUGAAAGAUUUCCCGCCUCGUUGGUCCAAGAGCCCACAGCCUUCACCUCCAACGAUGCCAUGGAGCUGUAUAAUAACAUUCUGGUCUUUAUAGUAUCCGGCGGCGGUGGUUCCCGCUCCGAGAUGCACAUAUUCCAGUCACAAAGCGUGUCCGCCGUCCAUUUGGUUGAGGACCUCAAGCAGCUGCGCAGCGGCAAGAUGAUUACGCAGCAGCGAGGAGCCACGCCCACGCAAUCCGGAGGUGGUGGAGCCUCCGGCAUGGCCAUGAUGAUGAGCAAGACUUCGUCGUCGUCCUCGCAUAGCCGUGUGGAGCUGCACCAGCACAGCAGGGAGCACCGUGUGGAUCGGGACAGAGAGCGCGAAAGGGAGCGAGAUCGAGAGCGGGAUCGGGAGAGGGAGAGCCAGCAUCACCACCACAUGCACCAGCGCAGCAGUGUUGAGCAGUAUGGUGUGCGAGCAGGAAUCGGAGGAGGCGACGAUGUGGCUCACAUUGGCGGGGAGACAGACUCGGAGCAUGGCGGCAUCAUUGUCGGCGGCGUCGGCGUAGGAGCAGAGCGAGACGAGACCAGCUCCACCUCCAGCGAGAAGUACGAACGGGAUGUGGCCGUUCUGAAUCAUUGUUUCGAUGACAUUGAGAAGUUUAUAGCCCGGCUGCAGCAUGCGGCUGCCGCUUCCCGGGAGCUGGAACGACGUCGUCGCAAUCGGAAGUCAAAGAAAAGAGAUCCUGGUGAGGGUUUGCUCACACUGCGGACUCGACCGCCGCACGAGAAGGAGUUCGUGGACAUCUUUGCCAAGUUCAAGCUGUCGUUCAAUCUGCUGGCCAAGCUGAAGGCCCACAUUCAUGACCCCAAUGCCCCCGAGCUGGUGCACUUCCUCUUCACGCCGCUGGCCCUCAUUGUGGAGGCGUCCAGUGACACCUACUACGAGUCGCAGCUGCCGGCACGCGUCGUGAAUCCGCUGCUCACCCGCGAGGCCAUCAAUCUGCUCAUCAACUGUGUGACCAGCAAGGAGACGGAACUCUGGCGCUCAUUGGGUGAUGCCUGGGUGAUCCCCCGCGAUCAGUGGAAGGACGAUGUGGGCUCCUAUCAUCCCGUUUUCCUCGAUGGCUGGUCCCCGGAUUACCUGAUCAACGAUGAGCUGGAACCGCCACCAAAUUCCCCGCCAGCUCAUGUCAGCAAGCGUCGGCUGGAGGUGCAAGCGGUGUCCUCUGGACUGAAUGGACGAGGAUACGAUGACUAUGACACUGGCAAUGGGAUGAAUAUGAGCAUGGGCAUCGAGAAGUACACCAUUCAUCAUGGCAACGAUGGGCUGAGAGAGCGGGAGCGAGAUAGAGAUCGGGCUGGAGCCAUCAGUGCCUCUGACUUUAACACCCGCAGCGAACUGUCCUUUGACUCGAUUGAGGGAAGGGGAGCUGGAGCAGCAGCGGGUCAUGGGCAUGGUCAUGGCCCUGGCCCAGGGCCCACCCUGAGCGCCAUCACAGCCGGACUUCAGAAUCUGCAUACGCGGGACAGUCGUGGUGGUAAUGGAUAUGGAGCCGGAGCUGGAGCGGGACCGGGACCCUCUUCGGAGCUGGGCAGGGGAGCAGCAAAUAUCAGCGAUGACCAAAUGCUCGAAUCCUGGCUGGAGGACCUCCAAGCAGGUGGCUCCAAAAUAGUGCUGGUUACCUAUCCCAGGACCGCCAACAAUGACAAGGAGCUGAGUGUAAUGCGAGGCGAAUAUUUGGAGAUCCUUGACGACACUAGAAAGUGGUGGAAGGCGCGCAAUAUGAGAGGACAGGUAGCCCAUGUGCCCCACACCAUUGUCACGCCCUUCAAUUAUGGCGAUGGCGAUGGAGCCCAAUAUUACGGUCAGCAGCAACAGCAGCAGCAGGCGGGUCCUGGCCUGGCCAACAAAUCGCGACCAGGGGAUAAUCCCAGUAUGGAGCAACGAUCACCGGACCCCACCGACAUGAUGCGCAGCAAGCAUCUGGGGAAGAAGGGCGAAUUCCGCUACUUCUAGGAUCCUGAUUCGGAUUCGGUCCACCAUAUACCAUAUAUACACGCAUUACAUAUUUCGUAGUGAGAAUCUAGCAUUAAGGAUGUUCCGUCUAGGAUGCUAGUCCCGAUUCCGAGGAUUCCGAUCGGAUUAGCUCCGAUGCUAAAACUUAAAAUAAGGACUAACCUAAGUGUGAGAGCUCCUGCAGAAAGGGAGCUUGAGAGCUUAUGUAGCUGAAGAUGCAGUUGGAAGAUAAAGGACAUGAAGAUGAGGAAUAUGAAGAUGGAGAUGAAGAAAGAGGAGAUGAAUGAAGAUGAAGCAAUAUGGGGAGGCGAAGGCAAUAAUUUGUUUAAAUAAAUUUAUAUCCAAA
Messenger RNA from Drosophila serrata, 3106 nucleotides. It is a transcript of the gene aru, whose product is annotated as arouser. Gene Ontology annotation, molecular function: actin binding. NCBI's taxonomy places the organism in Eukaryota, Metazoa, Arthropoda, Insecta, Diptera, Drosophilidae. Gene Ontology annotation, cellular component: plasma membrane. Gene Ontology annotation, biological process: regulation of Rho protein signal transduction; Rho protein signal transduction. The record is from RefSeq and is a predicted model, not a curated record.